AAACGCUAUUUAGACGAGAGGUUCGGCGCGGGUGGAACGCUUUGGGCAGGAAGAACGCGUGGCGAUUUGGUGCGGUGUUGGGGUAAUGCGGUACGGCGGUGCAUAACGUAAAAGUAAAUUCGCGGCUGUCGGAACGAAACAGUUCGUGGCCGCAGGUGAGCGAGCGAACGACCCGGCUGCUCGCUCGAAAGAGUCGAUGAUUCGUGCGACGCGCGGACGUGGAUACACAUCCGUCCCGUACUCCUGAUCCGUCCGACCGCAGACUUGUUUCGGCGUAGUGGAUUUGCAAUCUUGUAAGAGAGAGCAUUUUGGCGGUAGGUCGAGAAGAAGCGGAAGGCACCGGUCUCGCAACGGACGCACGAGCGGUGAACGCGCGUUUCGUCGUGCGACGAUGUGCUGCGCCGAACUUCGCGCUCCCACCGAGUCGAUGAUGAACCCAGAACGUCGAGGGAUCGAGCCUGGUCGCCGCGUGUGAUACCACGAAAGCAACUCACAGGGGUCGCUGUGCAAACGAGCUUCUGACAGGAUGAAGUCUACCUGAGGAGGAGACUUUACAUCGGUCUGCGCGUUUAUAUAUCGGUUCACACGUUCCAUCCGAAUUGCGCACUUUGUCUGUCACGUCGAUCUCUCAUCGAAGAUUACAUUAUGUCCAAGUACAACAUCAACGAGGAAUACGACAUGGAGAACCGUAGAGAGGUCACGCUGACCGGUUUCAGCAGUAACGCGAUCGACGAUGUUCUUCGUAGUAACAACAACGAGCCCAAUACGUUGAACGGCAAUCCAAGCAGCGCUCAUGCCAUCACCAAAGACGCGAAGAUUGUUAAUCUCGAAGUACCACAAAAUUCUAACACGAGUGCUCUAUGCACUUCCGGAAGAAGGUGGCUCUAUCGACGAGUUAGAAGGUCUUGCAGGCGAAAGCUGCUAUUCAAGAGAAUACCCAUCCUAACGUGGUUGCCAAAUUACCAGAAGGAAUAUGUAGUGAGCGAUCUAGUAGCUGGUAUCACCGUAGGUCUCACCGUCAUACCACAAGCCAUAGCGUACGCUAACGUCGCGGGAUUACCGUUACAGUAUGGACUCUAUUCGUCUUUCAUGGCCUGUUUUGUGUACACAAUUUUCGGGUCUUGGAAAGACGUGCCUGUCGGACCAACCGCAAUCGCCGCGAUUCUAACGAGAGAAACUUUACAAAAGGCUCAUCUAGGACCUGAUUUUGCUAUUUUAUUAUGUUUCAUCUCAGGCUGCGUCUCCUUAUUAAUGGGCAUUUUGCAAUUAGGUUAUUUACUGGAUUUUAUAUCGGGGCCAGUAUCCGUUGGUUUCACAUCGGCAGCGUCGAUUAUCAUCGCCACCAGCCAAGUAAAAGAUAUUCUUGGGCUGAAAGUUACCGGUACCAAGUUUGUACAGGUCUGGCAAAGUAUCUUCGAGCAUAUUGGUGAGACAAGGCGUUGGGAUACCACUUUGGGAAUUGUUUGCAUAAUCGUUCUUCUACUUCUCCGAAAAGUAAAGGAUUUGCCGGUGGUGCCAAAAAAUACUAAAGUACCAUCGCGGUUUCAACAAGUUAUCACGAAGUCGUUCUGGCUAAUCUCUACUGCUAGAAACAUCAUUAUAGUGAUUCUCUGCGCUGUGAUGUGUUGGCUUCUCGAAAAGCACCUAGGAGAAUCGCCCGUUAUUUUAACGGGCCAUGUAAAGCAAGGACUACCGGAAUUCCGGUUGCCACCUUUUGAAGCUCAGGUCGGAAAUGAGACCUAUACUUUCAUCGACAUGAUUUCCGCUCUGGGCACUGGUUGUCUAGUCGUUCCCAUGCUAAGUCUGCUAGAAACCAUUUCUAUCGCCAAAGUAUUUUCCGAGGGUAAGUCUGUAGACGCCACUCAGGAAAUGUUGGCGUUGGGUGCAUGCAACGUGGUAUCAUCGUUUGUAUCAUCAAUGCCUGUGAGCGGCGGCCUCAGUCGAGGCGCAGUCAACCACUCGUCCGGGGUGAAGACGACGCUUGGUGGAGUCUAUACUGGACUAUUAGUGCUUAUAUCGUUGCAGUUCCUCACACCCUAUUUGUACUACAUACCGAAGGCUGCCCUGGCAGCCGUCAUAAUUGCCGCGGUCGUCUUUAUGGUGGAAUUUCAGGUGGUGAAGCCAAUGUGGCGAAGCAAAAAAAUUGAUCUCAUACCGGCCAUAACCACGUUCCUAUGUUGUCUUUUCAUACGACUUGAACUGGGCAUUGUAAUUGGCAUCGGUAUAAAUCUUUUGUUCCUACUUUAUGCCUCGGCCAGACCGACAUUACGAGUUCAUAAAGCUACGAGUAUCAGUGGUUGUGAAUAUCUUGUCAUAACUCCGGACCGAAGUCUGGUGUUUCCAAGUGUCGAGUAUGUACGAACAGUCAUCAGCAAGCAGGGAUUACGAGAGGGUACCGCAGUACCCGUUGUAAUAGAUUCUACGCAUAUCCAGGCUGCCGAUUUCACUGCUGCAAAGGGUAUCAAAAGUUUAAUAGAAGAUUUUACUAAACGGAGCCAACCAUUAAUUUUUCAUAACUUGAAACCGAGCAUUAUUGAAAUCUUUAAAGGUGUAAAACCUUCAGGGCUCACGUGCAGCUCCAGCGAGCUCGAACUCAAUGAUCAUCUUAAAGAAUAUACGAAUGUUUCAACCGAGACUCUCAAUCGAUAUUAA
Mycetomoellerius zeteki is the source of this 2652-nucleotide messenger RNA. Its product is annotated as sodium-independent sulfate anion transporter. Gene Ontology annotation, biological process: transmembrane transport. Bases 646 to 2652 code for a protein of 668 amino acids. NCBI's taxonomy places the organism in Eukaryota, Metazoa, Arthropoda, Insecta, Hymenoptera, Formicidae. The transcript has 11 exons. The record is from RefSeq and is a predicted model, not a curated record. Gene Ontology annotation, cellular component: membrane.